Messenger RNA from Acyrthosiphon pisum (pea aphid), 2465 nucleotides. Its product is annotated as ubiquitin carboxyl-terminal hydrolase 3. Gene Ontology annotation, biological process: protein deubiquitination. The transcript has 13 exons. The coding region runs from base 569 to 2284 and encodes 571 amino acids. NCBI's taxonomy places the organism in Eukaryota, Metazoa, Arthropoda, Insecta, Hemiptera, Aphididae. Gene Ontology annotation, molecular function: cysteine-type deubiquitinase activity; zinc ion binding. The record is from RefSeq and is a predicted model, not a curated record.
UCGUCCGUCGUUCCCCGUCCCGUCAAUCGUCAUUAUCCCGGCGGAAUACGGAUCCGUGGCUAGUGCGGCGGACGGCUCUUUCACUUGUUUCAUUGUGCCCAUUCUCCGUACGGACUCUGUCACUUUCGGUUGAUCGUACGUCGACCACCAGUCGUCGACGCUUUGCGCAUGCGCAGAGUUCCAGUCAGUUCCGCCGUACUACCAGACUAUUGGGACAUUCAUACUUUCAGAGUUCAGCUUCAGACAAGUGUCGUAGUUGGUUGUUGUACUUCUGUUCCUGCUUGACCUAUAGUUGUCGCCGUUAUUCAAUUGUACCUUCAAUAGUACAUCCCGUCUUUGUCUUCGCUGACACAGAGGUAAUUACCGCCUCACCAUCACCACCACCUCCGCCGAUUUCCGCCACUACCAUCGAUCGUCACCAUCACCGGCCACCCUUACCCGUUACUGGAACAACUACACUACAACUACAGCGAGUCAUCGACAAAUUGUUCUUGAUUUGUAAAAUUGAUAUUGCUUGUUACUGACGAUUCUCGUCUUCCAAAGACGUCUUCAAUCAUCUCUACAAGUCAUGGAUGAAGAUACAGACUGUUCCCACAUUUCGGAAGCAGCCGGGAAGUUGAAGUUAGAUGUGGAGCAGAUUAGAGCUACACUCAACAAUAGGAGUUGCAAUGUUUGCUUACGAAUAGAUCAGUUGUGGAUGUGUAUGGAGUGUCGACAAAUUCUUUGUGGGCAUAAUGCCGUAGGUCACAGUACUGCACAUUACGAGUUCCACAAAACUCAUUGUAUAUUUAUAAAUAUCGAGUCUGCAGCUAUAUUCUGUUUCAAGUGUAAUUCUGAUGUAGUACCAAAAAACCACGACGAUGAACUGAACCGUCUUCGACAAUUUAUUCUAUAUAAUCGUGGACCAAGUGCAAGUAAUAAUAACAAAAAGAGAAGACGGAGAAAAGCAUCUAAGGCUGUUAAAUCAAAAAAGACUAGUUUAAAACAAGGUCCUAGCGCUAUUAAAAAAGUCUGUAUACCUCCUAAUAAUGAAAAUGACUGUUUUAUGAAUACAGUUACCCAAGCUCUUUGUGAACAGGAACCUCAAGCUGUUGUACCAAAAACAGUUAACAUUUCAAAAAUAGCACCUAAAGCUGUUGUACCAAUAAAACCACUCAAAGCUAAACCUAAAAAACCUUUUUAUAAAAGAGGUCCUAGAACUACUAAAAAAGUUGGUAUAUUAAAUAGUGGAAACAAUUGCUUUAUGAGUGCGGUUUGGCAAUCGCUUCGUCAUCUAAAGCCAUUUAUAACUUGCAUGAAAUUGUUCAAACUCGUUGAAAUUGAAGCUUCCAAUAAGAAACAUAAUAGUAAUCCAGAUCCAAGGUUGCAAGAUUGUAUAGCCCAAGAAAUGUGGAAACUAAUGGAGACGUUAGUUGACUGGCAAAAACCUCCGGGCUAUAAAUUUAGAGAAGCAAUUUCACCAGCUGCUCUUCAACAAAUUGUCUGCAAAAUUAAACCUCGAUACAAAGGAUAUCAUCAACAUGAUGCUCAUGAAUUUUUGAUGUUUACAUUGGAUACUUUACAUAACGAGCUGACACGUGAAAAAAGUAAAUUGUUGUUAGAAGAAGGAAUAACACAUCAUAACCCUAGUAAAAUUGACACACUUGUGUCAUUGAUGUUUCGUGGGUUUUUAUUAAGUGAGGUAUACUGUUUAAAGUGCAAUACACCUUACAGAAAAAGAGAUGAAUUUACAGAUAUUUCACUAGACGUUCCAGAUUAUGAAGAUGAAGACCCGUCGGUAUCUCGACCAGUUGAUCUUUUAUCUGAUUGCUUGGAGCGUUAUUUUGAGAUAGAAGAACUAAAUGAAAGAAAUUUUUACUUCUGUGAAAAGUGUGAAAAACCACAGAAGUCCACUAAGAGAUUUUGGAUGAAUGCUGUACCUAAUAUACUUUGUCUCCAUCUUAAACGUUUUAGAUGGGAUAGUACUUAUCGUACUAAAGUACAUACGUUCAUUCAAUUUCCUAUGCAAUCAUUAGAUAUGUCUCCAUAUUAUGAUGAUGAGAUGAAGAAAACUCAAUUUGUUGGUAAAGAUACAAAUAUGUUUGAUUUGGUUGCUGUUGUUGUACAUGAUGGAGAAGGGGUAGGAUCUGGGCAUUACACUUCUUAUGCUGUGGAUUCUACAGAAGGUCAAUGGUAUGAAUAUAAUGAUGAAAAAGUGCAUGAAGUUGAUGCAUCUUUUGUUGAGAAUGUGCAAGCCUAUCUGUUAUUUUACAUUAAAAGGGACAUGGUAUAUAACUUUUGUUAAUUGGACAACUACUGAAAUGAUUAAUUGGACAGCUGUAAUUUGAGUAUCGACAUUUUACUAUAAUAUCCUUUGAUGGUAUAUAAAAGAAUAUCUAUUUAAAAAUAAUUUAAACAGUAUUCUUAAUAUUCUAUAUGUUUUUAUGCUUAAAAUGUCAUCGCUAUGUGAAUAUUUUAUUAUUUUU